GAACGAGGCAGUCCGAGUAGUGGUGGUAAGAUGGCGGCUGCGGCAGUGGUUGAAUUUCAGAGAGCUCAGUCUCUCAUCAGCACAGAUCGGGACGCAUCUAUCGAUAUUCUACAUGCGAUAGUGAAGCGGGACGUGCAGGACAGCGAUGAGGAGGCUGUGCGGGUCAAGGAGCAGAGCAUCCUGGAACUGGGGGGACUGCUGGCCAAGACGGGGCAGGCGGCAGAGCUGGGUGGGCUGCUGAAAUAUGUCCGUCCGUUCCUCAACUCUAUCAGCAAGGCCAAGGCGGCGCGGCUGGUGCGCUCGCUGCUGGACCUCUUCCUGGACAUGGAGGCAGCCACUGGGCAGGAGGUGGAGCUCUGCCUGGAGUGUAUCGAGUGGGCCAAGUCGGAGAAGAGGACCUUCCUACGACAGGCCCUCGAGGCACGCCUGGUCUCCCUCUACUUUGACACCAAGAGGUACCAGGAGGCUCUGCUACUGGGUUCUCAGCUGCUGCAGGAGCUGAAGAAGAUGGAUGACAAGGCGUUGCUGGUGGAGGUGCAGCUCCUGGAGAGCAAGACCUACCAUGGGCUCAGCAACCUGCCCAAGGCCCGCGCCGCACUCACCUCCGCACGCACCACCGCCAACGCCAUCUACUGCCCGCCCAAGCUGCAGGCCGCCCUCGACAUGCAGUCAGGUAUCAUCCAUGCAGCGGAGGAGAAGGAUUGGAAGACUGCUUACUCAUACUUCUACGAGGCCUUCGAAGGAUACGACUCCAUCGACAGCCCACGAGCCAUCAAGGCCCUCAAAUACAUGCUGCUCUGCAAAAUCAUGCUCAACGCGCCAGAGGACGUGCAGGCGUUGAUCAGUGGGAAGCUGGCCCUGCGUUACGCUGGCAGACAGACGGACGCGCUGAAGUGUGUGGCCCUGGCCAGCAAGAACAGGUCGCUAGCGGACUUUGAGAAGGCGCUGACGGAGUAUCGGGCGGAGUUGCGUGACGACCCAAUCAUCAGCACACACCUGACCAAACUCUACGACAACCUGCUGGAACAGAACCUCAUAAGGGUCAUCGAGCCCUUCUCACGAGUACAGAUUGGACACAUCUCUGGUCUCAUUAAACUAUCCAAGGGAGACGUGGAGAGGAAGCUGUCCCAGAUGAUUCUGGACAAAAAAUUCCAUGGAAUCCUGGACCAAGGCGAGGGUGUGUUGAUCGUGUUUGACGAGCCGCCUGUCGACAAGACGUACGAGGCUGCCCUGGAGACCAUCCAGAACAUGAGCAAAGUAGUGGACUCGCUCUACAACAAAGCCAAGAAGCUAACAUAGGUCACCCUACAGAGCUGGAGUGUCUCCUGGAUCUCCAUGUGUCCACUUCUACUAAAGACUUUGGGGGGGUGGGGGCCAGCGGGAGUGGAGAUGGGGUGAGGAGAGGACAUGAGGAGGACAACUACACACAGGACGCAUUCAACCAUUUAUGACAAAAGAGAAAAAGACAACAAAAAAAACACCAUAACAAACAAGAGACUGGAGAAGAAAGCGGAGCGAACACCUCCACCUCUUUGCAAAAAAAGAAGACUGAAGCAGAUGACUACAUGUAACAAACUGACUGACAGGGCCUCCUGUCUCCAGCCUCCCUCUCUCUCCUUCUCUCUCUCUCUCUCUUCGGGGCCCUCCUGCUUUCACCUUGAAAGUUUUUAAAAGGUUGUCUCUGCAUCCCCAGCUCCCCUCCCUUAAAUGAACAGUUCUCAAUCUAACUUCCCUGCCUCUUCCCAUAAAAAUGAACAUGUUUUUUUUUUUAUUAUUGAGUUUGUAUUUGACCUUUCUUAUCUUAAUUCCCUCUUUGUUUUUUGUUCCUCCUUGUCCUUGCUGGGUUUUUUUUUUUUUUUUUUUUUUUUUUUUAAUUCCGACACCCUUCACGAGGGCUAUCAGGGAAUCCUUCUGAUGAUACGAGACAACACUUACAUUCACAACACGCACACACACACGCACACCUGUAUGAAGUGUACAUAUACAGAGCUGUCCUGGACUUGAGCAGGCAGCCCUAAUCUCCCCUGGACUGAAGGUUUGACUGUGUUGCCAAUAACAACCACACAGUUACUACACCUGUCCCGUCUAUCGAUAUGUGUCCCUGGAACCAAGUUUGCCUCCCAUCCGGACCCCCAAGUUCUCCUCGCCCCUCAUCCUCCAGCCCUCGUCCCUAGUCCAGGGGCUAUUCUAUUCCAGGGGAACGGUUUUCAUGCCCCCAACCUCCCCAUACCCCUUGUCCCCCUCUACUCCCCCCCCAAAAAAAAAUCCAGCUCCAGUUCUGGCUUCUCCCCCUUGACUGGAUGGGGUGUGGUCUUAAUGGGUGGUGUUUGUUUGUAUUUUGAGUGGGUGAGGGAUGGUGAGGUGGGUUGGGAAGGGGUAAUGAAUCAAGGAAGGAUGGGUUAGAGAUGGGCCAUGAGUGAAAUUAUUGGGCUCGUCCGUGGUGGCACAGUCUACACAGACCUGCACAGCGCACAUGUUGCGCUGUGAAAUUACAGGGCGUUUUGGUUAGACAAGUCUACCCAGAAUGCUUUGUGAUUUCAGGUGUGCAUUGAGUAGAUUUGCGCAGCAUGCGGCAUCUGAGGGGCCAUUCCUUCAUUCAUUCCUUCCUGAAUAUAAGCCCCUCCUAUCUCCGUUCUGUCCCCGCCCCCCUGUUUGUACAUAAGGUGGCCGUAAGCCUCAUUCCAUGGCUUGUAUGGCUGUCACCCUUUUUUAUAACGCUAAAAAAAAACAUAAUAAAGUCACAAUGGGAGUACC
Messenger RNA from Engraulis encrasicolus (European anchovy), 2754 nucleotides. Its product is annotated as 26S proteasome non-ATPase regulatory subunit 11A. The coding region runs from base 31 to 1299 and encodes 422 amino acids. Gene Ontology annotation, biological process: ubiquitin-dependent protein catabolic process. Lineage: Eukaryota; Metazoa; Chordata; Actinopteri; Clupeiformes; Engraulidae. The transcript is spliced from 13 exons. Gene Ontology annotation, molecular function: structural molecule activity; protein binding. Gene Ontology annotation, cellular component: proteasome regulatory particle, lid subcomplex. The record is from RefSeq and is a predicted model, not a curated record.